CCUAUACUUUGUAUCAAGAUUUGAUUGUGGGAGUGCUAGCUGUGUGUGAUUUUCUCGUUUACGCUUUUUCGCGACGGCGGUGGUGUUUUCCAACAGGAAUUGAAUUUUAAGAUAAGCCUUAUAUCCCUAAAUUCCUGCAUACAUACAAAAUAGUUAAAUAUUCUAUGGGAUUGUGGAAAUAUUUUAACCAAAUAUUUUUGUGAAAGUUUGUGCUUCUGUGUUUUUUUUUGUUGUAUGUAAAGUGUUGAAAAGUGACUAAUGCGGUAGUCAUCAGUGAGAGAGGCAGGGAAAGGAAAAAUUAACAAGUAGCAGUGUAGUGCCGUGAUUGAAUUGUGAGCGAUAAACCCCAUUAGAUCACAAAAAAUUAUCAACAACCACUUGCAAACGAAACAUAUCAAAUUCAGUUUAGAACAAAUAGACUAAAAGUUAGCACUUCACCUCUAAUCCAUACGCAAACACUUACUCGCAGCAGCAGUAAACACAAUGGCAGCCAUGGAUAAUGAACCACGUAGCGAACUGCAGGAUUUGCAAAUGAAAGCUACCCAAGUGGCCGAUGAAUCGGUGGAGAGCACCCGCCGCAUGUUGGCCUACAUGGAGGAGAGCAAAGAGGCCGGCAUUAGGACACUGGUGGCUCUUGAUGACCAGGGCGAACAGUUGGACCGCGUCGAGGAUGGCAUGGAUCGCAUAAAUGCCGAUAUGAAAGAGGCCGAAAAGAAUCUGAGUGGCAUGGAGAAGUGCUGUGGCAUUUGUGUGCUGCCCUGGAAGAAGGUUUCGGUUAAGGAUGAUGGUGACAACGCGUGGAAAAAGAAUGACGAUGGCAAGAUUGUAAACAACCAGCCACAGCGUGUCAUCGAUGAGCGAGAGCGUGGUGGCAUGGGACAACCACCCCAAUCGGGCUAUAUAGCGCGCAUAACAAAUGAUGCUCGCGAGGAUGAGAUGGAUGAGAAUCUUGGACAGGUUAAUUCAAUGCUGGGUAAUUUACGUAAUAUGGCACUUGACAUGGGCUCGGAGCUGGAGAAUCAAAAUAUACAAAUCGAUCGCAUCAAUGCGAAGGGUGAUGCAAAUAAUGCGCGCAUGUCAGGGGUCAAUCAAAGGGCCAACAAUUUACUCAAGAGUUAAAUUUGUGUACAACAAAAACAUACUCCUUUUCGUACAGAAAGAACAUUAUAAAUACAACCACAAACCACCACCACUCACGGCAACAACAACAACAACAACAACAUUACUACACUAAAAUAGCAGCAAUAGCGAAUAUGACAACAAUCAACUACACCCCCCCAAUGACAGCCACCACAACCACCACCCCUCAAGUUCACCAGGCAACUUCUAAUACCACAACAGAAAAUAGCGCGCGCGUUUAGAAGACAAAUAACUGAAGAAUAAUUUACAAUGUGAAUGUGAAUAAAGGCGACGUUGACGUCGCCUUGCUGUACAACUAAAAAACUGUGUAAGCUCAAAAUACAAAUCGAUUUCAUUUAAUGGAAGAAAAAAAACACCUGCCCACCAGCCCACCCUGCACAAAGUAAAGGACACAAAUCUAGUGAAUGAAAUUAAAGGCACAAAACUAAUUUUAAAACUGCUGCAACCGACCACCACCCACAAAGUAAACGCAAUGCAAACAACACAACCACCAAACUCACAGUCAAGGUCUGAUGAAUAUUUUAUCUUCUUCAGCAUAAAACGAGAACACAAAACUUUAGACAACUUUUUUUUUCGGCAAAAACAACUACUAUGCAAAACAACCCACCUAAUAUGAAUAUACUAUACUACUAUACAGUGUUUUUUCGAACUGGCAAUUUUGUAUGUACGACCCCUCCUCAACACACAAACACACACACACACACACACACACGAAAAGAACCAACUUUGUAUUUAAUAUUAAACCUAAAUUAUUUUUACACGUUUAAACUGAAAAUAUUUAUACAAAAACUUAAAGUUAUUUAUAUAUGUAUAAUAUAAUAAUAAAAUAAUUAUAUUAAUGAUAACAAUGAUAAUACAAUAAAUUAAAAUAUCAAUAAAUAUA
Messenger RNA from Stomoxys calcitrans (stable fly), 2023 nucleotides. RefSeq names its product synaptosomal-associated protein 25. The record is from RefSeq and is a predicted model, not a curated record. Bases 484 to 1119 code for a protein of 211 amino acids. The transcript is spliced from 2 exons. Gene Ontology annotation, cellular component: plasma membrane; SNARE complex. Gene Ontology annotation, molecular function: SNAP receptor activity; syntaxin binding. Gene Ontology annotation, biological process: synaptic vesicle fusion to presynaptic active zone membrane; synaptic vesicle priming; exocytosis. NCBI's taxonomy places the organism in Eukaryota, Metazoa, Arthropoda, Insecta, Diptera, Muscidae.